UGUGAUCUGUUUUUAGGUCACGACGACGAAAAGACUAAGAUUAAUUUUAUUUAUUUAGUAGCAGCUACUACUGACUGAGUAGCUGAAUAAGUUGAAUAACGUUUUAAGACUUCGUUAAGUCCCGAUAUAAUUAUUUGCGGGCCAAUAGUAAAAACCAAAAAAAUGCAACUUACAUCGGACCCCAGACGUGCUGAUAGGGAAAGGAGAUACAAACCACCUCCUCCCACAUCGGCUCCAGUAGAAGAUCUAACAACGGACUACAUGAAUAUACUGAGUAUGAUCUUCUCAAUGUGUGGACUAAUGAUGCGAUUGAAAUGGUGUGCGUGGACUGCCAUCUUUUGCUCCAGCAUUAGUGUUGCCAAUGCGAGAGUCUCUGAUGAUACAAAACAGAUGUGUAACCAAUAG
Messenger RNA from Ostrinia furnacalis (Asian corn borer), 405 nucleotides. RefSeq names its product protein Asterix-like. The transcript has 3 exons. NCBI's taxonomy places the organism in Eukaryota, Metazoa, Arthropoda, Insecta, Lepidoptera, Crambidae. Gene Ontology annotation, cellular component: endoplasmic reticulum membrane. The record is from RefSeq and is a predicted model, not a curated record. Gene Ontology annotation, biological process: protein insertion into ER membrane. Bases 163 to 405 code for a protein of 80 amino acids. Gene Ontology annotation, molecular function: protein folding chaperone.